Molecule: messenger RNA, 282 nt
Organism: Haemonchus placei
Lineage: Eukaryota; Metazoa; Nematoda; Chromadorea; Rhabditida; Trichostrongylidae
Source: the annotation of a GenBank genome assembly
AUGUCGGACGACAUGAAUCAAGAGCUCGAGCGUAUUCUGAAUGAGGCGGAAGCUGCAGACGAGAGAUGGGCCGAGAUGCAGCAGGAGCUGACACAGCUGGAAAUCCCAAGUCAUACACUUGAUGACGAUAGGCUCAAGGACCACAGAAGCGGGCUGUCCUACAUUGGUUUCCGAAGGCUUCUUUUAGCACAGUAUCUCGUCGAUGUUGGAGCUCAUGCGCUUCCAGGAGAAGGACUCGGUUUCGGUUCAAGUGACCGAAAAGUCCGUAUUGCUGAGUUCUAG